AUGGCCCGUAGGACAGUCUACGAUCAGGCGACCACCGGUUUCGCCGGUGGGAAUUCACCCAUCACCCUUCCAAACAUCCCGAACGAUCGGUCCUGGCAGAUUCCAUCCUACAUUAUGACCGCCAUCACAAAUUCUUGCCAGUUCCAUGGUCGUGACGACGAGGAUGCCCCCGCUCAUAUCAAUCGCAUCACUCGUCUCUGCAGCACCUUCUCCAUUGAGGGUGUCAAUCUUGAUGCUAGGUAUCUUCAGGUUUUUCCGUUCUCACUCGCUGGACGUGCAGCCGUCUGGUUCGAUUCCCAGCCCGCUGGCACUUUCACUACUUGGGCAGGUCUUUGCGAUGCAUUCUUAGCCAAGUAUUUUCUGCCAGCCAAGGCGUCUCGCCUUCGUGACAAGAUUCACUCAUUUCGUAUGGAGCCUGAUGAGCCGUAUCACUUAGCUUGGGAGCGUUUUCAGACCCUGAUAUCCCGUUGUUCUCAGCAUGGUCUAUCCGAUUGGGCGUUAGUCGAGAAAUUUUACAAUGGUCUUACUCCUGAGAUUAGAGCUCGCUUCUAUACUUCAGCAGGAGGUCAGCUUAUGGGAAAGAAGACGGUGGCUGAGUGCAAUAACUUGUUGGAGAGCUUUGCUCUCUCUGAUAUGGACUACAACACUACCAGCAGGACUUCCAUUCCUGUGCGUACCACCUCGGCCGGUCGAGGGGUAAACCAAGUUAGCUUGGAUCCAUCGGUAGCUGCUGUAGUCGAGAGUUUGAGGCAGGAGAUGAGGCAGGAGUUGAGCGAGAUAAAGAAGAAAGUUGAUAGGUGUGAGGUUUGUCGAGGAGGUCAUGAUACUAUCGAUUGUCCUACCCUUACUCUUGAGCAGUUGGAGUACAUAGCCGGUCAGUCUAGGGGUCCCACGAAUCCGUUCAAUAAUUCUAACUCCAGCUGGCGCGGUAGUGGUAAUGCAAGUGGUUAUCAUUCGUCUGGAAAUCCUCCUGGAUUUCCAUCUGGUCAGUAUAAGAGUAGAGGGCCCGGUAUUUACACGAGUUCUGGUUCAGGGCAGUUUAGUGGCUCAGGUUCGAGUGGGCAGUUUGCGAGUGGAGGAUCGACUCAGGAGAGUCAGGGUAGUGGAAAGGCUCCUGAGGGUAGUCUGAGCAGGUUGGAGGAGAUGUUCGCUCAGAUGAUGACGCAGAAUCAGGCGUUCGUUAAAAGUCAGGAGCAGACUAAUAAAAAUCACGAACUCCAGCUCAAGAGUCAGCAGGCCGUCCUUCUUGAUCUUCAGAGAACAGUAGGUGGACUUGAUAAGCAGUUGCAGGAGCACCCGCUGGGUCAGUUUUCAGGAAACACUUUCACGAAUCCCGCGAAUCAGUCAGCGAAGGCUAUUACGACCCGUAGUGGGAAGAGUUUGGGAGAGGUAGUGAGAGAGAGAGUUAAGGAAGAGAAAGAGGAAGAAGUCGAUGAGGAGAUCGAGAUGGAGGCUCCAGGCAAGUUGAAAAUCAAUCUUCCGUUUAUCGAGGCGCUUCAGUCUAUGCCCAAGUAUGCGAAAUUUCUCAAAUAUCUUUUGAAGCGUAAGGAGAGAAUCCGUGAGCUUUUGAAUAUUCCGUUGACAGGAGGUUGUUCCGCGGUAGUCUUGAAUAAGCUACCAGAGAAACUGACCGACCCUGGUACUUUCACGAUUCCAUGUUUCUUCGGUAGAGCCGUUACCCCUGCCCACGCCUUACCCAAUUUAGGGGCCAGCAUCAAUCUGAUGCCGUUUUCGUUGUAUGAGCGACUUGGUCUAAGAGAGUUUACACCCACGCGUAUGUCAUUGUCCUUGGCUGAGCGAUCAGUCAAGUAUCCUCGUGGGAUAGUAGAGAAUUUGUUGGUGAAGGUUGAUAGGUUUGUGUUCCCAGUGGAUUUCAUUGUGCUCGAUAUGGGGGCCGAUGAGAGAGUUCCUAUUAUUCUGGGCCGUCCAUUCCUUCGAACCGCAAAGGCGAUCAUCGACGUCUUUGACGGUAAGAUUUCUCUUCGUGCGGGUGACCAGAUUGUCACAUUUGAGAUUGAUAGAGCGAUGCAGCAUCCUGGCGGUCGUGAUGAUGAUAGUGGGCCGUGUCAUUCCGUUUACUUUCUAAAUUCAUUCAUAUCUUGCGUCGACACGUGUCUUGAGUACAUCAGUGGAGCUGAUUUACUAGGCGAGGGAGUCGUUGACGAGCAUGAUGAGGAGGAGGUUGAAGAAGUAGAGGAGGAGCAGUUGGAUGAGAGUGAUGAGUUGUGUGUUUCUGAGCCAUUGGAGCUAGACGCGAUUAGUGAUGAGAGUACUCCUGUAGAGAUUCCACCGCCUUUAGAACUUAAGGUUCUUCCAUCACACCUUGAGUACGCAUUUCUAGGAGAGAAAAAGUGA
This is a messenger RNA of Helianthus annuus (common sunflower), 2355 nucleotides long. RefSeq lists its product as uncharacterized. Bases 1 to 2355 code for a protein of 784 amino acids. NCBI's taxonomy places the organism in Eukaryota, Viridiplantae, Streptophyta, Magnoliopsida, Asterales, Asteraceae. The record is from RefSeq and is a predicted model, not a curated record. The transcript is spliced from 2 exons.